AUGCUUGCCGCUGCCCUUGUAUCUGCUCUCGUAUCCGCCGCCGCCGCCGCUCCGAACCUUGCGGUGCGCCAGAGCGGGAGCCCUCCUUGCUACGGCCUAGGAGGACUGCAUGUCUACGAGAACCUCUCCAAUUUCACGCUGUCCGCAGUGAACACGACCCUGCCUAAUGCGAAUAGUACCGGCGCACCGUUAGUUCUCGCCUCUAACAAUGUCAACUGGAUCCCAGCGGCCAGCACAGUACUCGCUACCUACGCCUCUUUCCCACCUGACAUCUGGUCGGGGCCAGAAUUUUCGCUCAUCAAUGGCGCCCUCAUUCCAGCUCCCAACGGCAAUCUCGUGGGCUACGAUGCAAAUGUUACCUCGGGCUAUGGCCUCGGAUUCGCAGUCACGGAUCCCGAAAAUGAGCAAUCUGGGGCGGAAAUUUACUGUGUUCAGGAUGACGGUGCACCUUCAGGCUUUCAGCACGCCUACCUCGCCGUUUUCGGCGACACGGCGAACUUCUCUCUCUGCACGAGCUUGAGCGUCGAUGCUGAACAGCCACCGCAGAACCAGGUUAUAUACAAAGCGACGUCAGAAAACAAUGACCAAUACGACUAUAAUAGUUGCUAUGCUGUUCAGCUAAUCAUUCAGGCCCCCUAA
Molecule: messenger RNA, 639 nt
Organism: Postia placenta MAD-698-R-SB12
Lineage: Eukaryota; Fungi; Basidiomycota; Agaricomycetes; Polyporales; Adustoporiaceae
Exons: 3
Coding region: 1-639 (212 amino acids)
Source: RefSeq, a predicted model, not a curated record